UGGAAGAACGAAGAUUUCCUCUAAGGCAAAGGAAAGGUUUUUUUACUGUAAGAACAAUCAGGAUGUGGAAUUCUCUGCCUGAGGAAGUGGUUUUAUCAAAGUCCAUACAGAUGUUCAAACAGCUACUAGAUGCAUACUUGCAAAAACAGAAUAUUCAAUGAUAUAAUCUUUCAAUGUAGGGUAAUAACUGCUUGAUCCAAGGAUAAAUCUGACUGUCAUUCUGGGGUCAAGAAGGCGUUUUUUCCUAGCUUGUUGCAAAAUUAGAAGUGCUUCAAACUGGGUUUUUUGCCUUCUUUUGGAUCAACAGCAAAAAACAAAUGUGAGGAAGGCUGAACUUGAUGGACGCAAGUCUCUUUUCAGCUAUGUAACUAUGUAACAACAACAAUAUAGGCGAGAUGGAAAAUGUUUCCAGAGCACUUAUUGUGGCUUUAAUUUGGUAUUUUGGAUUUCAAUUAACUAGGUUCAGAGUCUAGUGAAUAAAUCCAAGUUAUGUUUUCAAUUCAACUAUUCUAGUUUAAAACUUUACAUUUACUUUGUAAACCUGUUAAUUCAGAUUUUUUAAAUAUUUGAACGUAUCUUCCUAAACAGAAAAGCCAUGACCCUGAAAGAAACCCCAACCUCCAAGAUAUCUUAUUAGAAAGCCCCAGGUCAAGCACAUCCCAAGCUGUUGCAGGGCUCCCAGUGAAGACAUGGUUCUCCAUGACAGGGCUCCCAGCGAGGUACUCGGUGACAGGGCUCCCGGCGAGGUACUCGGUGACAGGGCUCCCGGCGAGGUACUCGGUGACAGGGCUCCCGGCGAGGUACUCGGUGACAGGGCUCCCGGCGAGGUACUCGGUGACAGGGCUCCCGGCGAGGUACUCAGCGAGGUACUCAGUGACAGGGCUCCCGGCGAGGUACUCGGUGACAGGGCUCCCGGCGAGGUACUCGGUGACAGGGCUCCCGGCGAGGUACUCGGUGACAGGGCUCCCGGCGAGGUACUCGGUGACAGGGCUCCCAGAGGUACUCGGUGACAGGGCUCUCGGGGAGGUACUCGGCGAGGUGCUCGGUGACAGGACUCAGUGACAGGGCUGCAGGUAAGGCCUAGCUCACCGGAAGGGGGAGCGCACUUUAUUAUAAUGUCCCUGGAUUUGCGACACCUCCAUUUGUGGCCGUCGCGCAUCACUUCCGGCCGGGUAGCUGAGCGAGCCGCUUGUUCGCGCAGGCGGGAAAUCGCUUUUUGCCGCUGAGAGCCCGGGGAGGUCUGCUGACUGACUGACUGGCCCCUGAACCUCCGCCCCCCGCCUGCCAGUGAACGUGGAGCCGGCUGUGUUUCCAAACAGAGCGUGCGGCCAUUGCCCUAGUGCUCGGCAACGAUGAGCGCGGCCACGGGGGAAGAGAUCAUCCGCAUCGCCAGGAAAAUGGAGCGGAUGGUGCAGAAAAAAAACACGGUGAGUGCCUUGCCAGCGGCGCUGGAGGGGUGGGGAGGGAUAAUGGUACAGGCUGUCCGUACCGGGGUAACGGCGGAUAAUCUGAGUAAGGGGGAGCCCGCACCCUCCGUCCCCGGUUAGUUGGUACGGUCUGGGUUGCGGUGCGCGCCCCCCGUGUGUCCAGGCAGGUGCGCGCUCCCGUGGUAGACACUGUGCACCCUCUAUCACAUCUCCCAACAUUGCAAAGGGACAAAGAGGGACACUCUCAUUUUAAGGGUGGGGGUGUGAGGGACACUCUCAUUUUAAGGGUGGGGGUGUGACCAGACAAUGGGCUGUUCUGGGAAAUUCUAGGUGACUUACUGAUCAUUUUAUACAAAUAAAAUGCAAUUUGGAACAAGAACAAUGUAUCUCAUUCACACAGACUGAUUUCUAAACACAUUUAUCGUAGUUUAAAGGAACACUGCGGUCACCGCAACAACUUCAUCUUUUAAAGUUGUUAUAGUGCCUGGAGACCACCCGGUGCAUUCUUAUCUUGGCCUCCAGCGCCGGUUCUGCACAUAUCCCAGCGGUGUCCGGCUUCUGAGAUUGGAUUUCAGGAAGCGCACUGGACAGGAGUGCUGCUGAUUGGCUAGAGUGAUCAAUUGAUGCUUUAAGUCGACCAGUAACUCCCCAUUCAUUAAAAAAAUAAAAGUUGCAUACCUUUUUUAAUGAAUGGGUAGCUACUGAUUGGCUUAGAGCCCUCAAACACAGCAACAAUAUAGAGCUCCUAGAAAAGAGGGACAAGGGAAUUUAAUGGGUAUACUGUAUAAGUUAUAUGAAUCAUUAUCUUCAGUGUGCACAAGGGUUUCGUUCCUUGUACUGGGGAUAGUGAGUGAAGACCAGGGAAUCUGAAAACUACCGAAAUUAAAAUAUUAUCCAAUUGCCUAAUGAAUUCUGGGUUUAAUGAAUAAGCUAAUCUGUUUAAUGAAAUAAGCUAUUCCUAUGCUUAGCGGAUACACAAGGCCAGGGGUAGACAAAACCUUAAAUAAUGCUCUUACAGCCAUAAUGUUGGCAACGCAUGAAGGGAGAUGUAGUCAAAAUUUGGAGUGCCGAAGGAUGCCUAACCCUGCACUAGACAUUUAACUGCAAUAUUAUUUAGAAGUAGCCCCUAGUCUAUAGGUCUGCAACCUAUGGCACUUGAGGCACUUUUGCAUUCACUCAAGGCUGCUACAGACAAACUAGCUCUAGCCUAUCAGGAGUCCCAGUGGAACUUCAGAUAUUUGCUAGUGCAAACUGAGUGGUGAUUGCAGUUGGUAAGGGAUAAUCCUCAAUUUACGCAUUGCAGCAGUUAGAGGAAGCGAUCUCGGUCACCUCCUCCCAGCACUUGUCUACUAGAAUCCACACCAUUGCAGCUCCUGGCCUUGACUUGGCUAGAUAUACACAGAGCUGAAAAAGAAGCCUCCCCCUCUUACAAGUAAUACAAACACCACACAACUGACAAUCCAUAUACACACACACAAUCCCACAAGCAGCCUCUCACAUGCAAUACCUCAAGCAGGCCCCCCCCCCCCACACACCACCAAACACACAAUGUGGUAUAUCAUCCACACACAAAUUCCCCAAGCAGCCCCCUUACACAGACCACAUUCAUAGGUAUCAUACGCACAAAUACAAUGCUACAAAGCAACUGCACAACCCAUAAAUAGCACAAGGGCAAUACAGCAACAUACACACUGAUUUUAAAAAAAUAGGACCGGCAUGCCAUGGAACUUUAAGAGGUUUUUUUUGGCGCAGUACUACUAAAAGGUUUCCUAUCCCUGCCCCUAGACCAGAUUGAUAAUGUUUAGUAAAAGGAGCAUUUUAAACUUUUGUAGCACUUCAGCUUUCAGUGUCACGUCUGGCUUACUUGGCACUUUUUUAAAUUAAUUUAGUGCUUCUCUAAGGGAAUCAUUCUAUUGCAGGAUUACUGCGCAUGUGCCAUAGUAUAUAUGGAAAAAACAGAGGGUAUAUGGGAUACGGCUGGACAAAAUCUAAAACAAGGAACAUAAAAGAAAAUAUAGUGUAACACAGUUAUAUACAAGUAUUAAUGCGACAAGAUCGUAUACACUCACAAGAUAAAGACGUGUAGUGCGCUCAAGGGUGCCUCCCGUGAUGUAAAUGGGAUAAAUGCACAGCAAGACUCCAGUAGGUAUACGUUGAAAAAAGUAUCAGGAGCUUUAUUAUAAAAAGGUGGACAAUAACCACCAGCAUGAAGUAUAAAAAUGAGGAAUACAGGUCCUACGCGUUUCGUUCUAACAGGGGAACUUCCUCAGGGACCAAAUGGCAAGGAUAUUCCAACAAUAAAAGCAAGUAUAACAAAAAGUGAUCUGAUACCCCCCCUCCUACGAGUCUCUAUUUAUAGGGCUAAUCCCUAAGUCCAUUGGUAGAUCCGUGGGUGUUAUCAAGUAUUAGGUCACACUUUGUUAUUUUUUAUUAUUAUUAUUAUUAUUAUUUUUUUUUUUUUUCUGAUUUGUGGCCUAUUCUUAUCAUAUUUUAGGCUUAAAGGCUGGCACAAUUAUAAAAUAUACUGAUAUCUUGAUUGCAAAUAUUGGAUUCUCCUGUAAGGCUUCAUUUUUGUUUUUUGGCACUUGAUAGGAUUGCUGCACGUUACUGCAUUCACCUGCUCUUGUCUUACCUUCAUUUAUCUCCUUCUGUCUCCUUCUGUUCUUCUGAUACAUGUAUUUCUUUUUACUUUCUCUACCACUUUGCUUGACUGCGUACUGCAUUACAAACUGGGCUCAUCACCAGUUGAUAUUUCUCUGUUUAUUUUUCGUGUGCACUCGUUGAUAUAUCAACGUUAUGAGGAUGAGUCCUGAUAUAAACUUUUUUUGUGUGUGUGUUUUGAACUCUGUUGUAACAUUAUCUGCAUGUGUUCACAACUCAUUUGUCUGUAUUGUAUGAGGUGCUUUCCUUUAAAUUUUUUCUCAAUAAGACUUAUUACUAUAAAAUAUGUUUAAUAACUAUGUGUUUUUAAAUCUUGUUUUAUUGAUGUAUUGCAAUUAUGAAGUGGUAGGCACACAGACCACUGUAUAUGCAAACAUAUCCAUAACACCAAUAUAUACAUUUUACAUAAGUUCAGUUACUUUGUUAACUCUUUGAUAGUUGCCAACUUACGGUGCAGAACCGCCAGGUAACGGAAAAUAGUAUGGUAACAUGAUCUGUAGAUCGAUCCCCAGCAUUAGCUGCUACCUGAGUUUUCCUUUAUUAAAAUAAGUAAGCCAGUGCUAUGUGGGAAGUACAAUCCUCCCAUCACUUAUCAGAAAAAGAGGGCCUGCUAGAAAGGAUAGCGUAGAGAGAGAGAUAGUAUAGAAGUAGAUGAAGAGAAGAUAAACAAGGGUUCCUCAGCCUGGGCGGUUGAGCUCCUCCGUGAGCCCGCCACGUCUCCUGUCUGUUCAAGCACUAUAGAUCAUGAGCCAUAUAAACAAACCACGGUUGCCAGGCCUCAGUGUGCUUUUAACCUGUCCCAAGCAGAGAAGCAUGUAGCGCAUCAGCCGCCUGCAUGUCCUUCACCCUGCGUAACCAGGCCUCCUUUGUGGGGAUCUGUCUUUUUCCAAAAAAGGCACCUUAGCCAAUUAAGCAAGUGGUGUAGGAUGGAUUUCUUGUAGGCUGAGAUAUUUUUAUUUAUUUUUUGAAGACAUGUGUAGCAGAGCGAGCUCCCCUGACCAGUCAACCGAAUCCCUGAGAAUAUCAGUCACCUCGUCCCUCACCAUGUCCCAAAAGGGGGCAAUUUCCAGACAGUCCCACCAUAUAUGCCACAUCCUUCCUGGUAUCUCCAGCAAGUGGGCGAGACACUAGGAAAAAAUCCAGGGGAGGAGGGUCGGCGUCCUGUACUAGGUGAUAUUAAUUUAUAGUUAGUUUGAGAAGUGGAGUUUUCAAUCUACUUUAUUCCUCUUCAUAUGGGAAAACAAAGAAAGUGUGCAAUAGCUUAUAAUGGGACGAUGAAGUAUAGUGUGAUUUUGUAAAAGUACUACAUAUAUCGGAGUGAAUGAUUGUACUUCUGCAUAAAUGAGAUAAGCAUUUAGAAUAUGGAAUGCUCAAUUUUAACCCAGUAAUAGAUUCCAAGGUAUUGGCCCUCUGCAUUUGUGCAUGGAGUUGAUCUUUGUGACUAAAUAGAUGUGUUCCUUAUUUUGUGACUCAAAAUAUGUUUUUCUGCAUACUUAUUAUUCGGUCUUGAGUUGACUUGAAUCCAUUUUAUGCCUAGCUUUUGAUGUUCUAUAUUAUUUAAUAUACUGUACAUUUAGCAGAUCUUAUUUUUAUUUAUUUAUUUUUAUUGGUAAAAUUAUGCAUAUGACAUUGUUCAUUUGGAAAAUUAGGGAAUUUACAUUGGUUCCAAUUACUGAUGUGCCUGUUAUCAGUGGGGCCAUUGAAAUGACAUUGGGGGGAUGGGACCAUUUUUGGGGUAACAAUCCAGUUGCUAUGAACCACUGAGGUAGAAGAAUCAGAUUGGUGAAUUGUCUUAUUGUUUUUUAUACCACUGAAAUUUUCUGAAGACAUAAUCACAAGGGUUUCAAGAGGCCUAUAAGUUCUCUGGAAUAAAGUAGUGUUUUCUUACAGCAUAGCUCACCAUUUUUAUUUAUUUUUGUCCAUCAUUCAAUUAGAGUUGGAUUUUACUUGGUUCACUUUUUAAUUUGAUGUGCUUGAGUUGAGUAUAAUGUAUAACAUCUGUACUGGGGUGGGCUGCGGGGCAGGCAGGGCUUAUACAGUUCCAGUGGAAAGGAUAGUAUUUCUUUGACCACAAUCUAGCAAAAGUUUAGAAAGACAGGGAAAUGUAAGGAGUAAUGAAAACUCAGUUGAAAUUCAUGCUAAUAUAUAAUCUUUCUAUACAGGUGGGAGCUCUCGAUCUGUUGAAGGAACUUAAAAGUCUGCCUAUGACCUUGGAACUUCUUCAGGUAAGUUUGUUAUUCCGCAUUUGAGUGAGAGAAAAAUGUGAAGACUAAGGCUGCUACAUGUUAUGGUACACUAUAAUUCCUUGAUUGUCGAGUAUCCUCUAUAGUCCACAAAUCUCUGCAGCGCUGUGACCAACCAUCAUUUUAACGCACCAAACUACUGGUAAAAUAAAAAGCAUUAAACAGUUGUGUUUUUAACAGCAGCAAUCAUUUAUAGAAUGUAAAACAGAAAAUGCAAGGUAGGCAAAUGUUAUUAUAGCUCCAAAGAACCUGACAGCUUUUAAAUCUAAAAUUAAUUCCAUAUGAUGUCCAUGUCUAAUAAUUCUAAUGUCUAAAUUGAAAAUGCAAUAAUAAAAAAAAUUCCAUAGAAAUCAAACGAAAACAAAGUACUUGAUUGAAAGAUUCAAUCACAAUAAUAAAUUUGGAUUUAUUAACGAGUGGAUUUGAGUUAAGUUAGGUCUAUUUAAAUCACUAGUCUGUAAGACUCGAUUUAAAUAAUGUUUUGUUUUAAAGGUAAAUACUAAUGCUUGCUGGUUGUUGUAAUUUUAAUAUUUCCAACCAGAUAGAGACUUCAUCUUUAGAGUAAUAACUGUUCAGACCUGUUUAACAAUUAUAUCAGAGCGGAUUUAUUUUAUUUAUUUAUUUAUUUUUAAAUAAACCAUUGUAAAUGACUAGAUAAUUUAUUGCAAGGGGAACUAUCUCCAAUUUAAUAUGUUUAUCCUAACACUAUAGUGUUAGGAACACAAACAUGUUUGCCUUGUUUUAAGCGCAGGUCCGCCAGCGCUGGACCUGCUCUCGACCCGCCUCUCUGCUGACAUUACUAAAAUUUAUGAUUUCAGCCAAUCCAAUGCUUUCCCAUAGGGAAACAGGCUCAAAUCGGAAAGGAGGCAGGGCAGGGGGCAGGGCCAAAAGCUAGCCUGGCCCAUUAGCACCUCCUUAUAGAAAUGCAUUGAAUCAAUGCAUCUCUGUGAGGAAAGUUCAGCUGCUUGGAGACACUGUAUGGAAGCCCCUCCAGUGGCCAUCUGAGACAUGGCAACUGGAGGUGUCCAUAGGGGGCAAUGUAAACGCUGCCUUUUCUUACAGCAAAAGGCCUGCAGGGAAUGAUUAUACUCAUCAUAACAACUACAUUAAGCUGGGUUUCCACCAGGUGCUCCUCGAUGCUGGAUGAUAUGCAUCUGACUUCUGCAGAGUCAGAUGUCGAUCCCGCCAGUCAUUCCAUUGGCUGAACGUGUCAGCAGAGCUCAUUUAGAAAAUUAAUAAACUUGUGUGUAAAGGAUAUACACAGAAUUGACAUUAACCAGCAUAAAACUCUUGCUCUGUGCUUAUUUUAUUAAAAAAUUCAGUGAAAAGGUGCAUGUUUUCUCUGUGGAGUCAUGGUCCAUUAACUUGAAGAAUUGAUGUAUAUGUUACAUGAAUAUACAGCAUCAUGCUACAUAACUAAUCUCGUUUUCAUGCUGAAUAACCUUUGGACUAUCGUCUAGUUUUAAAUAGAUUUUUCACCCAAAAUAAUUUUAUUAAAAGAAAUCUAAUUUUUGAAGAAAAAAUUUAAAUUAAUAUUUUGUUUUUUAAUCAAUUUUUUCCACCCUGACUUAUUGCUGUGUAAAGCUUGUGCAACUGGUUCACUAGGCUUGUGACAUUAUGUGGUGACAUAUUGCACUACCAGCCAAUACACAGAAAUCCCCUUCUGCUUGUUCUUUCUAGAAUUCUAUUUGUUUCUUUGAGAUUUAGUUUCAGUAUUUAUGUUGAUUCUCUGAACUCAAUGAGACACAAGUGACAAUCAAACCAAAAAAGGUCCCUUUUCUAACUGUACUGAGUGACACAUUAAUUUUGAAGUCUGAGAAAUUGAUAAUAUAUACACAUUAACUUGAUAAUAUAUAUACACAAAAAAGUCAAUAUUUGAUAAAUCCCCUAUUGUAACUUCAUGUUAAUAACAGGAGUCCCUGACCAUGAUAUCGGAUAGCUGUAAUUGAAUAUUCCAAAGGUUUUUAUCCUUAAGGUAAAUCGGAUAAGUGGGAGCAAAAAAGCGAGAAACCAAAAAACUUUUUUGUCCAAAGUUUCUUUCAAAAAAAGUCAAAAAAAGAAAAAAAGGAAAAAAGAAGAAAAAUAUAAGAAAAAAAAUUAUAUGAAAAAAAUAAUAAGGAAAAAAGUAUAAACAGUCCCAGUGUGUACACACUAUGGUAUAUUGAUGGAUCUCACCGGUGGAAAGAAAAGUUCUGUAGUCCAGUAUCUUUUAAUGUAGAAGUGAUACCUCUGUUGUUAUGAGGACCUCUUUAUCUUCUUUCCUUCCUCCUUUGUCCGUAAUGGGUGUAGUGUAUCUCUUCACUUGCUCCUCCUUGAUCCCUGGAAUGACAGGAUGCGUCCAAAUAUAUCUUGCAAAAUGAGUCUCCUGUGCGUGCUGAUGCAGGGGCUCCUGUGUGAGAUGUGGGCUGCGCGCUCGGGACCUAUAAAAUCCCUUUGAUGGCCCUGUUAAAAAAAAGUCGUGUGAAUCCUAUGUUUAUAUGUAGUAUGGCGCGCCCGCUUGUAUGUGCGGGUCGCGCCCAAAUGACAUCAUGACGUACGCGUCAGAGAAUUGCGUCUGUUUUGGCGUCAUGGCGCACACGUGGGGUUACUAUGCCCGACGUGCGCGCCGUUAACUGUAUACAAAUGUCCAUGUAGAUGAUCAUAUGCCACAAAACAAAUCUCUUAAAUCCCAAUGUGAACCUCCUAUCUUUUACAUAGAGUGCAAAAUCAAACUGGAUAAAAACAUAUUUGCGAUCCUCUAAAAUCCAUAUAUAUGGAAAAAAGGGAUUCCCUGAUAAAAGAGAAUCUUUUUGUAUUCUAUUAAAGAACACAAUGAUAUACUACUGAAUAGAGAGGAUCAUAUUAACAUGAAGUAUUCAAAUAAUCAUUUGCUCUAAUAGAGUUUUAUGUCCCAAAAGGGGAUACUAGUCAUAUUUGUGUAUAUAUUUAUUUAUUUAUUUGUUUAUUUAUGCAUACUAUAAAUGGUAUAUUUAUACCUAAGGGAGCUAAAAAGGCUCAUUGUUUCAAAAAGAGGAAAAGAAAAGGGGAUUAAAGUUAUUAAUAUGUUAUAACUCUUAGAGAGUCUACGGACAGUAGGGGUACCCAUGUUUCUGGUGCUAAUAGACUGUUUUUAUGUUUUAGGUACAAGAUGUGUGAGGUUUUCCUUUAAAACUGUUGCCACUAAUUUAAAGCCUUCCUUUGAAGAUACCAAAGUACUAAAUAAAAGGUCUUGAGAGACUAGGGAUCUAUUGUAAUUGCAGCAGUAAAUCAGUGGUGACCAUACCCAUUAAUUUAUCAUAGUUUUGUUAUUUGUUGCAUACUCACCAGCAGUGUAGUGUAUGAAACAGGGCAUGUGGUUUCUCGCACGUUGGACCCCGUAGUUUCGAGGGUGACGGACCAUGAGAUGGUCAAACUCUUAAAAGGUCUUAAGGAGUAAAAGUGACAGGCAUGCCAUAUAGGGUCCCAAUGACUGACUAUGGAUAUAAGAAAAUAGCCCUGGUUAGUGGACUAAAAAUAAGACGUUCAAACAGUACUGUAGUGUCCUAGGUUAUUCUACAAAAAGUGUUUGAGGUCAUAGUCCUCGUUCAGACCAUCCGGGUGGAGUGUUUCCAGAGUGCUGAUCCACUUUGUCUCUUUACAUAAAAGAGCUUUUUGUCUAUCUCCACCCCUGCGUAAUGGUUUAACACCAUCAAUUACCUGGAAUCGUAAUUGGUUAACACUGUGACCAUGCUGUAAAAAAUGUCUGGGUACUGGUUUGUCACACGUCCCUUUCUGAAUGGCAGCUCUUAUGUCCCUCUUAUGUUCUCCUAUACGUAUUUUCACGGGCCUAAUGGUUUCCCCAACAUAGAGAAACCCACAUGGACAUUUCAGAAUGUAAACCACAUAUUCUGAGUUGCAAGUGUAGUAUUCUAAUAUUUUAAAAGGUUUACCUGAUCUAGGAUGUACAAAAUGAUCACCUCUGAUUAUACUGUUACAAUGUAUACAGUUUAGGCACGGAAAUGUGCCUUUCUUGGGUUCAGAAAAAAAAUCUUUUCUGUUUUUUGUUGCUACCUAUAUCUGAAUGUACUAGUUUAUCCCUAAGGUUUUGUGCCCGUUUAUAUGAGAACAGUGGAGGAUUUCUAAAUUCACUCGGUAAAUUUGGAUCACCCUCAAAGAUGUUCCAAUGCUUUAAUAUGAUCUUUUUAAUAGCAUUACUCUGGGGUGUGUAUGGGGAUAUAAACGGAAUCCUCUGUAUUAUGUCUUUGUUGCAAUAAAUAAAUUUAUUGUGCAAUAAAUUUAUUGAUAGGGGUUACCCAUCAGAACUUGUGACAAGACACAGAGCUAGGAUAACAGAUAUGAACAGGGAAGAAGUACUUAACCCUACGGGCAGAAACAAAGACAUAAUACAGAGGAUUCCGUUUAUAUCCCCAUACGCGAUCAAGGAGGAGCAAGUGAGGAGAUACACUACACCCAUUACGGACAAAGGAGGAAGGAAAGAAGAUAAAGAGGUCCUCAUAACAACAGAGGUGUCACUUCUACAUUAAAAGAUACUGGACUACAGAACUUUUCUUUCCACCGGUGAGAUCCAUCCAUAUACCAUAGUGUGUACACACUGGGACUGUUUAUACCUUUUUCCUUAUUAUUUUUUUCAUAUAAUUUUUUUCUUAUAUUUUUCUUCUUUUUUCCUUUUUUUCACUUUUUUUGAAAGAAACUUUGGACAAAAAAGUUUUUUGGUUUCUCGCUUUUUUGCUCCCACUUAUCCGAUUUACCUUAAGGAUAAAAACCUUUGGAAUAUUCAAUUACAGCUAUCCGAUAUCAUGGUCAGGGACUCCUGUUAUUAACAUGAAGUUACAAUAGGGGAUUUAUCAAAUAUUGACUUUUUUUGUGUAUAUAUAUUAUCAAGUUAAUGUGUAUAUAUUAUCAAUUUCUCAGACUUCAAAAUUAAUGUGUAUAUAUUAUCAAUUUUUCAGACUUUAAAUAUAACCUCACUUAUGAAUUACAUUUGUAUAAGAUAAUGAAUUCACUAAUGAUUUAUUAAAUUUAGCCAUGAAUUUCUUCAAUUUAUGAGUGCAGUAUCAUUUUUGUAUUUUUCUGAGGUAUUUUUGGCCACCUCGAUACUUUGCACCAACAGGGAUAAAAGAGUGCUUGUACAUAAAAAAAUCUUUUGUAAUACACUACACUUAGGCAUACUGUAUUUAGAUGUGUUGCAGUGUUGUACUUGCUGCAGCUGAAUAGUAGUGAUUUUUACUCUACCAUGGCAAAUAAUUUACGCAGGAGUUGUUUACAUUAAUUGUGGUUCUCUGCUUCAUGGCCUCCAUUGGGGCUACCACUGGGGCUCUGGCACAUUCCUCUGCCGUAUGAGGAAGGGUUAGCUUGGAGGCCGCUGAUGGGAACAAUGGGAAAAACAAUAUAUCAGGCAAGAAACGAAGACGGGAAUCAGAAGUGCCGGGUGCCAGAGCCCCAACUUUAGGGUUAAACAGUUGCCAAUUAUGGCAAAAAUGCACCUUAAGUGGUUCUGGGGGGUUGGAGUGCUGAUUUAAGAGCUAAUAAUGUCACAACAAAACCAGCCUUUAAAGCAUCACUGUAAUCACUACAACCUGCUUAUCUAGUGAUGGCGCCAAGUGUGCCUUGGUGCCAUCCCAGGGUAAGUAAGUCAAAGUGUUUGAGAACGGUUUGACAACUUACUUGACAAAUGCCAGUCUCAUCAUUGACUAAGAGCUUUAGAUUUCUCAGUACAGGUAGCUUCCGGGGGCACAGGAGUAACCAUUGGCAUACUCCAGGUAAAAUGUGAGACUGUUCUCAAAUUAUUUAACUAAUCUGCAGUGGUUAUGGUGUUUUGCGUGUUCCUUUAACGAUUAUGUAUCAAACUGAAACACUCUCUUCAUUUAAUAAAAAUCCAAAUCCAACCAGGUUUUGAAUCUCAUACACUUAUGCUUUUUGUUUCCGAUCACUUUAGUUUUCCUUCUUUGGCAAAAUGUACCCAUUUCUCAUUGUGCCCUGUUAUAUAACUUGAUCUGUAAGGUUUAGCAAGAAGGGAAACACAAAAUCAUUUAGUUUAAGUUUAGAACACUAGAUGGUGCUGUUGUGCCCCACAAAAUAACCCAUAACUUUUUUUUUUUUUUUUUUUCUCAUGAGUUGCUUCAUUUUAUUUUACAUUUUCAACAAAUAAGGCAAGUGACGUAAUCCGUUUCCGUCAGUGAAAUACGAAAAAUAACUUAUUUUUUUCAUUUCUCUCCUCUGGGGAUUUUCACUUUACUACCUGCCAGAUGCACAGGGCAGAUUGUGUAACGAUUGGUAGAUAGCUUAGAUAAAGUCCCCAAAUUGCAGAGCAUAGAAGUGUGGAUUUCUACUUUUUAAAGGUUACUCCAAUCGUCAUAACCACCACAAACCACUGUAGUGGUUAUGAUGUAAGGGGUGUAUUUCAGCUGGAUGCAUGGAAUAGCCUUCCAGCUGAAGUGGUAGAGGUUAACACAGUAAAGGAGUUUAAGCAUGCGUGGGAUAGGCAUAAGGCUAUCCUAACUAUAAGAUAAGGCCAGGGACUAAUGAAAGUAUUUAGAAAAUUGGGCAGUCUAGAUGGGCCAAAUGGUUCUUAUCUGCCGUCACAUUCUAUGUUUCUAUAUGUCUUGACCCGGUUCCCAGUAAUGAGGAAAACCCUUUAGCAGCACGACUGUCCACUGACCUCUCUGUUAAUUAAUGCAAUUCUGUGCAAUGGAACUUUAGGGCUGGCUGAUAACACCCCAAUGAUGCUUCUGGAGGUGGACUUAAAUGUGUAUGUGCAGUGUUUCAUAGCAAAAUGCUGCACAUACAGACUUAAGGCACCAUGACAGCUUUAAAUCACUGAAGUGGUCAUGGUACUUGGAGUAACCCUUUACAUUUAUCUUUUCAUACCACACAUGCAUAUUUGUUAAAUAUAGGGAAAUGUAAAUUUGCAGUCGUAAAUGAGUCUGUUGCAGUUUCAACCCUCUGUCAGUUCCAGGAACGUUUGAGAUGCUAGUGUCUUGCAUCACACCUGCAGAUAAAUCAGAACAUAUUUUAAACAUGUAUAUUUGUUUCUGACUCAAACAUUUCCAGAGAAAACGAAACUUCUUCCCAAAAGCCAAGUGAGAGUUUUCAUUUUCUCAUGAUACGUUGAGGUAAGAAACCAUGCCAUUUAACCCAAUAACAUUUCACUUUCAUUUUGAUUUUUAAGCUUCUAUUUAGUCAGAGCAUAAUUACCUGUGAACAAAAAGCACAAUACGAUCUUGGCAGGCUGCCUGGCACAUGUUUACACACACGUCCAGUUUUAGGGUUCUGGUUUUAUUUUUAUUUUCCUAGCUCCCCUUUUCAGCUUCGUAAGCGUUCUUCUGCUGAAACGUAUGGUUUGUGAUGUUAAUGGAGAGCUUCAAUUUGUAAGAAAAUUGAACGUUGCAUUGUAUACAGGAUCAUUAAAUUGUUGCAUUAAAAUGCUGUUUUACCCUUUAUUAUACUCUAUUUUAUGUGUGUUAGUUGUAUUUUAUGUAUGUUCUAUUUUAGCUGACGUGCUCAGCUAAUGAAUGAUGUUAAAAUAUAGAUAAAACUAAUAUUGUUAUUGGCUUUUUUCCCUCUCCUGCCCACAGCAUAGUAAUAAUCCCCCAUGCCUUUUAUAUUUGUAAUCUGUGUUUUUCCUUGUGUUAGAUCUCCAUACCUAGGCACAGAAAUUUUCUUCUCCUCUGCCCAUAAUGUUUACUGUUUGCCCUUCCGUGGGAUUCAUACUACUGGUGGAUUGUGGGUGCUUUUGAUUAGCAGCUGAAACCAAGCCUUGUUUAAGAGCGAUGCUCUGUCAGCUUGUCUGCCAUAAUUAAAGGACAUCUAUAGGCACACAGACCACUCAAUGAAGUGGUCUGGGUGCCAGGUCCCUCUAGUUUUAACCCUGCAGCUGAAAACAUAUCAGUUUCAGAGAAACUAUGUUUACAUAGCAGGGUUAAUCCACCCUCUAGUGGCUGUCUCCCUGACAGCCACUAGAGAUUGCUUCCGCGAUUUUCCGAGUGAAAAUCGCAUUGAACUCACGUUGGACGUCCAUAGGAAAGCAUUUAAUAAUACUUUCCUGUAGGCGGUUUGAAUGUGCGCGCCUCUGAUGUCGGCAGAGGGAGGAGAGGUCACCAGCGCCGGGCUCCUUCCCUCCCUUGGAAUUUGCAUGUUUAUUAUUAACUAUUCACAGUUUAACUAUUAAACAUUUUGUGGAUUACUACCUGCUUGCUACAAAAAAAUAAUACAUAAGGUUAUUAAAGGGACAUCAGCACUGGAUUAAGGUAAGUGGCUGAAGGGGUUUUAACUCCUUUAGCCCAGCAGGAGGGGGGUCCCGGCAGGACACACCUAAUAACCCUAUAGUGCCAGGAAAACGGGUUUGUUUUCUUGGCACUAUAGGAUCCCUUUAAGGAAAAGUAGUCCCUACUUUUCCUUAUAUAAUCUAUGAAAACUAGAGUCAUCAGGAAAACAAAUAGAGAUUUAGACGCAGGAAGAUAUAUAGAAGCAGAUUAAGUAAAUUUUUGGUGAAUUAGUUGCUUUAGUCCAAAAGUGGAAUUUCUGCAUUGACUUUUUAAAUCUGGCGCUGCAGGACCCCUAGUAUUACUAACUAAGUUUGUACUCAAAAGUCAGGCACCUCACUUUAUGGUACCUCUGCCUUCAGAAACCCACAUUACUUUCGACUUCUACUUGAUGGCGUUCAGCCUAAUGGCACCAUAGCCCCUACAUCGCCGUGUAGAGCUUAUGGUGCUUAAAUUUCCCCUUUAAAGAGGAUCUUUUUGUGUUAUAUAUUUACUAAAAUCAUAAAACAUUUUAAAUUUAAUUUUCAGAGGUUCCUAAAACUAAGUUUGACAUUAUUUGACUAUAUCACCAACUUGAACAAAAUAUUGGCACUGUCUGGUAUCCAAAUGAGUUAUGGGGUGUGGGGGGAGUUGGGGGAGUAGAUAACUUUGGAAAAGUAAAAAAAAAAAAAACAUUCAGAACACUGCAAUUAAUGGAUCUUUGCAUAUAGCCACUUCAAAUACAGUUUCACAUUAUUCUUCCCCCAUUGUUUAUUCUCUUUACAGUCCACCCGGAUUGGAAUGUCUGUGAACGCCAUCCGCAAACAGAGCUGUGAGGAAGAAGUGACUUCUCUAGCAAAGGCUCUUAUAAAAUCCUGGAAAAAGCUAUUGGGUAUGUGAAGGGAGAGAUAAUUAAACAUGCAGUGGUUAAAUUGUGUAGAACUAAAUAAUCACUUUACCAUAACUUAAAUAUAUUUUAUUCUUUAUUGUUUUGAUACAGACCACAGUAGCACAUGUAUCAGACACUUGCAAUCUACUGGUGGUAGUCUGUUUCCAAAGUACUCUUAAUUUUAAUAGGGAUCUAAUCUAAAAUUAGGGGUUUAAUGGACCAUUAAUGUCACAUAGACUACUUCAUUAAAACAUGGUCAUUUGAUGCUUCAGCUCCUACUAUAGAGUUAGGAAUACAGUCUUGCCUCAGUUUUAAUUGGCAUACAAGAUUGCACUUCAAACGGUUCAUGGUGAAAGUGCACUGUGGCGUCUUAUAAGUAUUUUUUAUUCCAACAGCUGUUUUAAAACCUGUAAGAACAAAUACCUUUUUAUUAAUUUGAUUUCCUAUCUCUAGAUGGCCCCUCUGGUGAUAAAGAACAAGAGGAAAAGAAAAAAGAGCCUGCCCUUCAACCUCAGAGCAGUCCAGAAGUGAAAGAAGAGAGGUAUGUUAUGGGUUCUUGGUGCUGUAAUUAGAAAAUUAAAUGUCCAGCAUAGCUGUUUGAGCGUAAAGUUUGGAAUUCGCUUGUUUAUUCACAGUUUAACUAUUAAACAUUUGUGGAUUACUACCUGCUUGGUACAAAAAAAUAAUACAGAGGAUUAUUAAAGGGACAUCGGCACUGGAUUAAGGUAAGUGGCUGAAGGGGUUUUAACCUGUACCUAUUAAACCUAUAGUGCCAGGAAAUCGGCUUUGUUUUCCUCACACUAUAGGAUUCCUCAAAUGUUAAAGAAAUCUCAGGUUCUAUAUUUGAACCUAACACCACAUACAUUUAUGUAGCCAUUUAUACUCCAUUCAGUUCUUUGUGAGCUUAAAAAGAAACAUGACUUGCAGACGUGCUUUAAGGGUUAACAGGGGGUUUUCUUCUUUCUUUAUGAAAGUGCCGAUUUCUUGAGAAUCUGCACUUUUCUAAAGCUCUUAGGUUUUACUCUCCUGGCUGUUAAUCAGACUAUUUCUGACAUGCUUUGAGUAUUCAAUGAGAGUUAUGAGAGUAUUGCUUUACGUGGGCCCUGCUCAUCUAUGUGAAACAUUGAUUUGUGAGUAUCUCCUGGAGGGGAAGCAAAGCUGCAGCAAGGGAUUCCUCUCAUGACUCAAAUGGAGGAAACCUUAAAUAUAUUAUUUAUUUUAGGAGAGGGGGAUACAAUGCACUUUACAACACUCCAGCAUUAUCAAUGUAUUUAUUUAUAAUGCUGGAAUGUCCCUUUUAAACAGUCUGACUUUUUGAAAGCUCGCUGUUCGGCACAGUGCACAAUUUUGAAAUGUUCUGUGCAUGUGUAUAAAUCACUCCCUGGUAAACUUCAGUUACAUGAGAAUUACAUUUUGUUCUCUGGUUCCUUAUUUACUAAUGCUUUAAUUUAAUGGAUUCGUAAACACAAGUAGACUCCAGAAAAACAAAUCGUGACGUUAAAAUAAGACUGCAUCAAAAAAAAGCAACAAACACACAUUGGAAAACGCUCACCCAGUCACAAGCAGGGGAGUCCUAGAGCGGCGGAGGUUAAUCCCAAUACUACAGAUUAGGCAUAAGGGUGCAUUCGCCUGCUGACACUGUUCCAACAUGUAGGCAUGUCUGUAAUUUGUUAAUCCGCGAAAAUGUUUCGUCUAUUUAAAAAAUGAUCACACUGCAAACUUAACCUAAAGUAAUUGAAGCAAAAAGGAAAAUCAUAUUUCCAGUGCAGCCGCCUAACCCGUUCCCUGCUACAUGGCACUUAAUCUUGGGCAUAAAAUGCGAACAUACUGCUGGGAUAUUUAAACACUCAACCUAACGGUUAGUUAAUUGUAAUUGUUGUUCUGGUGACUAUAGUGUCCCUUUAAUAUAAGCAUAAUAAUGAAUUAAAGAUAAUCAGCAGAAAAAAGAAAGACUGGCCUGGGAAAAUGCGCAAUUGAAAACUAAUAACAUUGAAGUAAAACAUUGCCUAAAUGGUGACUUCAAUGUAGCAAUCAAAAACUGGCUACAUAUUGUUACAAUUAACCACAUACAUGAAUCAAAUCUUAUAAAGAAACUUUGUAUGGUUUGUAACUUAAAUGUUACAAAUCACUGUGUGAAGUUCAAGAACAUGUCAAUAAAUAAAAAAUAGGAUUCCGAUCUAGUUAAAUAUAAUUUAUGUUCUAUUGGUUUUAUUUUUUUAAUCAAGAAAGCUGUUUUUCGUGAAGUGCCUAAAAUGCCUUCCUUAGUAUCCAUUGAAAAUUUAAAAGCCUAAUUUGUAGAAAUAAAGAGUUCAUCAAUAGCGAUACCUAAAAAUUGUCAAUAGACCUCCCCGUAGGAAAGCAUUAUUCAAUGCUUUUCUAUGGGGAUUACGGCGGGGCUGGAGGUCCUCAUGCAGAACGUGAGGAUGUCCAGUGUUGUUUAAAACACUUUUUGUGUUUUUAAGAACCCGGACCUCCCUCUAGUGGCUGUCUGAUAGACAGCCACUAGAAGAGGACUUAACCCUGCAAGGUAAUUAUUGCAGUUUAUAAAAACUUGCAGGGUUAAGGGUGAUGGAAGUUGGUCUGGGUGCCUGGAGUGUCCCUUUAAGUAAAACUGGAACAUACUUUUUGAAAUAAAAUAACUUAUUUGCCUCAGGUGUUUUAUCUUUCAGGAGGGUUGAUCUAUCUGUAUCAAAGCACGUUGAAAAGUUUUAUCUAAAGCAGAUUUGAAAUAACCUCUAUCCUUAAAUGUUUGCCUGAAUGAUGCAAUUUAAUAAUUUCCGACAGUCGCAAAAAGUGUCCUAUUGGGAUGUUCUUAGUCUGGUGAUGUGGAUGGCUAGAUGUAACUAGCAAUAAAUUGUUGCCAGAGCACUGUUUCCGAAACAGUGUGGUUUGAAUAGUUAUCACCACGUGUACUGUGCAAUAAGUCUAAAAAAAGGGAACUUCAACCUGAUCAAAACUAGAUGUGAAUUUUAAAUAGUAUCCACUGAAUUGAUGUGGAUGGACAAUAGAUCCACCCCAAAUUAUCAAGAGUUCCUCAAUAUGACACUUCUAUAAAAUUAUAUCCGAGUUAUGGGUGAAAGUGCCUCUAAAGAUGCUGGACCAUUCCCACCACCUCAGAGAUGGCUUUUUGUUUUUUAACACUUAUUUGGUGUUUUUUAUGCUAUUUUAAAAUCGAAUUUUUCACUUUAUUAGCUGUAGGCUAAGAAUCUUUUUUGGGGAUUCAAUUAUUUAUUAAUGCCUAUAUUCUUAUGUCAGCAGUUCCAGUAGUAACUCAGGCAUCCGGAAAGAAGAAUGUCCACCCCCCUCUGAUGGAUUUAUUACCUCAUUUCCACGAGCACCAAGCACUUCCGAUUCAGUACGGAUAAAAUGUAGGGAGCUAUUGGCUACAGCUCUCAAAACAGGAGGUAUGACAAUGAAAAGUAUAAACAGGUGUUUAUAUUAGUCACCUUUCUUUUAUCCUUAAUGCAGAAUGUCAAAAAACAUUUUAUAUGUUUCGUUUUUCUUCUGUCAAUAGAUGUUUUUAUACUUGAACAUUAAGCUUUAGCGUAAUUAAGUGGUUUUGGUGUAUAAAUCAUGCCCCUGCAGUCUCAUUGUUUGAUUCUCAACCAUUUAUGGGUUUACAGAAAAAAAAUCUCUGUAAAACUCACUCCACUAAAAUCCAGUGCCAAUGAACUUGCCUGCUAGGUAUAGAUCUCUUUUCUGUCCCCCUGGUCAUCAGAGCUGAUAGUCAGCAUUUUUUUUCCACCCCUGCACCAUAUUAUUUGUACUCAAGGCACCAAUUGUUAGAUCAUUUCAGAGAUGCUAAAUCUACCAUGACCCACACCGGUAAUCCUGUUUACAAUUGUUAAUAACCCUAUAAUGGUGCACUGUGUUCUGACCUCCUAUUGUGUUUUCUUCUUUAUCUUAGAUGACUACAUUACUAUUGGUGCAGAUGAUCAGGAGUUGGGGGCUCAGAUCGAGGAAGAUAUCCUUUUUUUCUUCCUUCCUUCCUUUUUUCUUUCUUUUUUUUCCUCAUUGAUGUUUCAAUUAAGAAAGUGACCCCAAACCUGUAUAACACUCAUACCAGUGAUGGCCAAAGGUUUUUUUUAUUAGAUUCUAAUGCACAUCCAUAAACAUUUUAAAUAAAGCUGAAUUAGUCUAUUGUUGUAGUACUGGUAGUGUUAUUGAUAUUUGUAACUGAAAGCUACUUGGCUAUGCACUGCAUGUACAGCAAUGACAAAUAAUGUCAUCGCUGUAUGUUCAUGCAGCAAACAGACAAAAGAGUGAUUUUGGGUUAGACAGCUGAUGAUUUCCAUUCAAGACCACUCAGAAUUGCUGCCCAUAUUGUGUGAAGAGGUGAAGGUAGCAGAUGCAGUAUCUGCUUAAGUUUUAGUAGACAUAUUUUUUAUAAAAUACUAGAAAGAAAGCUGACAUUUUUGAUACAAUAUUUAAGAAUACUGUUGUGGGCAGCAGUAGGUGCUGUUAACAAGAUGAUAUUUAAACCUUUCCACAUUGCAUACACUCUUGUACGAAGCCUCUUAUUUCACCCCGCACAUUAAUGUGGACCUGUACUUGGUGAAUUGCAUUAGUCACCUGAAACGGCUAGAUUCACUUCUGCCAUUCAUAUUCUCUACGUAAGCGUAGCUUCCAUAUGCAACAUUACAAGCAAUAAUUACAUGUGUCAGAGGGUCAUGGUAUUUCAUGUAGUUAAUAUAACACUGGAAAACCUACAGUAUGCCUACACUCCUGCUAGACCUUUUGUGCUACUAUUCUGAAUUUACUUUCCUGAGGUUAGCAUGUUUCCUUAAGUCCUCUGCACCAGUGUUCCAAGAGUUUAAAAACACAGACGCAAAAUACAAAAACAGAGUGCGAAGCAGAAUUGCAAACCUCAAAGAUGCAAAGAACCCAAAUCUGAGAAGAAAUGUGCUAUGUGGCAACAUAGCUCCUGAUGUAUUUGCUAGAAUGUCUGCAGAGGUACGUGUUUAUUAUAAUUUUUUUUUCUGUACAGUUGCUCCAACUCUUUUGCAUGUAAAAGGAGUCAACAAAAUGCUUCCUACUCAGUAAUCGUUUGUUAAAACGUAUCUGAAAUCAUGUCACUUUGAUCCCACAGCAGCUGGAGCACACUGUACUGUCUUCUCCCCAGAGGCCAUAGCCUGCCCUCAAAUUCUCAGUAGGGACUUGAUGUAAAUGUUCCAAUGACGUCAGAUGCAUUAAUUGCAGACUGCUAUAAACAUUCAGCCUUUCUGACCACUUUGUCUGCAUAGACUGUAUUUUAAAGUCUUUUUAAAUUGAAUCCAGUGACAUUGACUGUACGUUCUUCUGUAGUAGCCUUCUAAUUUUCACUGAUAAAUCUAGAGUAAUAGGUAACAAGGAGGCUCUCCAUCAAGGAGUCGAAAUAGCAGUAAUGGAAUGCCCACUCAAGGUUCUCCCUAGUAUAAAGAAAGUAUAAAUCUAGAACAGCUACCUUCUAGGCUUCAGUCAAAAGUUGGCAAUGUUUAAAUGAAUUAAUGAAAUUAAUAAAAAUAGGAAUGGCAAAAUUUAAGACCGCCCAGUUGGAGUUCUGGAUUUAUUAUUGUUUAUUUUUUAUUAUUUCUAAUCUGUAAGGGUUACAGUUGUUAGCAUGCUUGUAAAGACUAACUUGAAAGUAUAUAUUGCUUUAACUUUUACUCAAUUCUUGCACUUGACAAUUUUAUCUCACCGACUGUAGACAUAACUUGAUACAUUUAAGGAUGGAGGCUUUUUUUCUCUUUGUUCUUGUAUGAUUUGUGAGGAAACUGCAUCUCUAAUAAGAUAUUUAGAUUUGAUAUUUUUGCUUACACAAUCUCUAGGAAAUGGCAAGUGAUGAAUUAAAAGAAAUGCGCAAAAACUUGACCAAGGAAGCAAUCCGAGAGCAUCAAAUGGCACGGACUGGAGGCACAGAGACUGAUCUGUUUAGUUGUGGCAAAUGCAAGAAGAAGAAUUGUACUUACACACAGGCAAGUGCACCAUUGUAGUCAGCACCUGCCAAUUGCAGCUGCAUAAAAUUAAAAUGAUCUCAACUUGAGUUGCAUAUUUGGAUGUGAAUCUGGCAUAACCUCUCCCAAUGUGGCAUAUAAACACACUUGACACUAUCUAUGUUUUGCAUUAAUUUUGGUCCUACAAAUCUCUGCUUAUUUAUAUGGUUAUGGUAUAGGGAAGUUGGAGUAAGUUUUAGAAUGCUCAAAAGGGGAAUUUUAUUCACUCGUCCGAAGUUGAAUUUCAAGUUUAAGACCAACAUAGCUAACUUUUUUCCAGUUCAGCCAUUUUCACCUUAAAUUGAAAUUCACUUUUUAAUUCACACCUUAGUGAAUAACCCUGUCGGUUUCUUCAAAGUAGGUAGUUUUCCUUGUAUCGCUUUAAUUUUUCUUGAAUCAGAUAUUUCAUUGAUAAUAUAUUUGUGCAAAAUUUUGAAUUCUAGCAAUUGUUAAAAAUAAACAUUUUAUAUCUUUGAAUCUCAGGUUCAGACACGCAGUGCUGAUGAACCUAUGACGACGUUUGUUUUCUGUAAUGAAUGUGGAAACCGGUGGAAGGUAAGAAUUUUUAUUGCAUACUUACAAUGUUAUUAAAUUAAAUACUCAAUCAACCAACUUAGAAAUAUCACCAGUGGAGAAUGAAAUAAAAAGGCACAAUUACCCUUUUAAAUUCAAAGGAUUUAAGAGAGUAAUAUAUUCCUCCAAAUCUUUAAGACUGAAUAAAAGUUGGGAGUGGGAAAUAUAUAUGAUUGCACUCGCAGAAUAUAAAAGGGAGUAGGCAUAUCUACCAACCAUGGGUACAAUCAGUAUUUCCAGGUUUUUUUUCUGAGAAGAUUUUUCUAAUUGUGCAUGCACAGAAAAAGAAUGGUGAAACCUAGUAUGUACCCUUUUAUAAACAAGAAACCUUUAAUAAAAUUGCACUUAAAAGAAUAAACGACUAUCACCAAUAACUGGUAUCUUCAAUGGGAGCAGGUGUCCAUCAGGAAAUAGCCCUAUGCAUUUCAGUCUGCACAUGCCUAGCCUUGGGGGCAACAGAUUCAAUGUAGUGAGAGUACAAGCGAUGCAAAAUCACACCCUAACCAACUUUUUUUUUUUUUAAAUAUCCUAAAAGUCCUUUCAAUAAGAGAUUCAUCUUGUGCAUGCCAGCAUGGGCCUGCUUUUAUUCGCUUCCACUUUUGUUUUCAUGCCUUUUGGUACGUUGAACUACAGAAGAUGCUGUUUCUAUGGUUCCACCUUCAAACUCAGGCAGCACAGUAGUACAAUAUAUAAACAUAAAAAGUGAGCAGAUAGAGUGAAAAGGCAGAAUGGAAAAAGGAGAGAGAUUGGAUUCACAGCAACAUAAUCAUGAAAAACAAUAAGAAUGAACAAAUGACAAUAAAAUAGAAAAGGUUUUUGUUUUUUUGUUUUUUUCAAAAGGAAGAAUUAAAAAUUUCAAUUGAUAGUGAAAAAUAUAAAAAUGAAUAAAAGAAUAUAAUUUAAUAUUCUUUGAUAUAAAUUAGAAAUAGAAAAUAAAGCCAUGACCAAAAUUGUUUAAUUAAAUAUAUAUUUAUAUUUUGGAGGUGGUGGGGGGGGAUAGUUUUUAUUAAGCAAUUAAAUAGUGGUUUACCUGAGUGCUAUAUUCUAAUAGGGGGUUAUCAAUAUGCAAAUACAUUUGAACUAGUUUGGUGCAGGGGGCAGGAUCUUGGAAAUAGAUGGAUGAUACAAUACACCUGUCAUCCAUCUUGCAUCUAUCACACCUUUGUGAAUCAAUGUCGAGACCAAUUUAUGGAUAUCUCUCCGAGCAUCUCUACCACUUUUCCAUCUUACCUGUUUUAGUCUCUUUGGUCUUUCUGUCUUCUUUUUUCAUUUACCCUCCCUCCCUGUGUCUCUAGUUCUGUCUUAGUCUUUAGAAGACCUUUAUUAGUUAAAAUAAACAUGAGAUGCGAGAGACCCAAAAAGAGAGAAGUUCAGAUGCACACUUUGAAGAAUCCAAGAGAUAAAAAAUAGGCCCAUCAGAGAUAAAAUGGAACAAAAAAUAGACUGAUGAGAUGGAACAGUCUUUUUUUUUUUUUGUGAUUAAUUUGCCCUCCUCCCUUAGGUUAUCGAUCUCUCCAUCAUGUGUCAGUUUUCCUAUAUUUUCUUGAAAUCUGUCUCCCAAUUUUUGUUGCAUCUAAUAUGAGAUGCAACAAAAUUGUGAGUUGUCUUUUUCCCUUUUUUUUUAAUAUUUAACAGUAUAUUUACAGGUUUUCCUAUUUUAUUGUACUUUCUUGAGAUCCAUGUAUUUUAUCACAUUAUUGCAUACAUUAAGCCCCUCUUUCCUACCUUUUGUUCCUCUCAUCCCUUUUCUCAGUUUAACCUCUGUCAGUGUGUCUGCCUUUCCAUUUUUCCUAUUCUCUCUUUUAUUGUAUCAUUGUCAGCUCCCUUUUUUUCUUGGUAUCUCCAUACCCAGCACUAUACCGAUCUUUCUCUUGGCUCCCCUGUGUCUAUCUGAUACCCUCUUCAGUCGCUCUGAUGCCCAAUUUGUUUCCAAUUAUUUCUUUUUAUGCAUUUGUUUCAGUCCUCCACUCAUUUAUGAGUCCCCCACCAUCUGGUGAUGUCACAACUGCCCCUCACCUUUGUCUUUGUUUUUAAUAGUGUUUCUUACUUUACAUCAGUCCCAUUGCACUUGCCAUAUUCUCUUGCUUUGUUGGUGCCCAACCCGAGGAAACCUGGAUGGAUAAUUUAUUGUUGCCCCUGCUACUUUGCACUCUAGAAGGGCCUUGUGAGAUCACAUUUAUAUUCCAGCUUGAGGCAAAUCUGAACAUCAUGAGGGUGUGGACACUUGGGUAACCGGGUGGAUUUAAUGUUCAGUUUUCACACUUUUUAAGCCUCAGGAGAUUUGGGAAUUGUAGUUCCCAGAUCUCAUUGCUAUGUACACAGUGUACAGAUAGAUCAUGUUUGUUUUUCUUAUCUAAAUAAAAAUUUUCAAGCGACAGAAUAUUAAACUGCCUUUGUAAAUAAUGUAUCUGAUAUACCUCCGCGCAAUCAUUUGAGACUGCAAAUCUUCUGUGGCUUGAACUCUGCCAUACAGGGUUUCAUAUCCUUAAAACCUCUCAGACUCUGCCCAGCUGCAUCACAAACUAUUAAAACCGCCCUAUUUAGAUAACUUUAAGUUGUUGUUGCUGUUGUAGACCUUCAACUCCCAUGAUGGAUGGACUGUGAGUUAAUUAUCUUAUGGUAACUGUAGUUGCAUAGCAGCUGGAGUGCUGUGGUUUAUGCAACCGUUAUCUUAUUCUUUAGAAGUCCUAUCUCAUCAUUGUAGUUGAUGUUAAGGGGUCUCUCUAUUCAAUAAAAAACAAACAGCCACUGAAUGCUGUUCUAUUGUUGAGCCAAAUUAUAUCAAGCCAAACUUAUAUUGUAAGUAUUUUGUGAAUAGGCCCUGAAGUGUGCGAUCAAUGUGCUUGUAGAAGUUCUUACAAUGUGUAUCCUCUAGUUUUAAUAGAUGCAUUUUCAUGUAUAUUUUUUCUUUUUCUGUUUUUCAGUUUUGCUGAAAGGAUACUGUUGCAACCUCUUUCGUGACCUGGAAGAGACUUUUUUUGUAAUUUGGUAAAUCAAGUAGUUUUCUGAAAAGAGAAUUUUUUAAAACAUGGAUUCAAACCACAUGGAUAUUUUUGGGGUUUUAUGUCACAAUCACUAGUAAAUAAAUAAAUCUUCCUUUUCCCAAAAGGAAGAGAGAGCCCCAAUUUUUAUGGUGCGUGCAGAUGGGUUUAAUUUUUAUAACUGUCACCAUUAAACUUUUACCAAUAAUGCUAUGGCAAAUGUUUUUUUUUUUUUUUUUUCCUUGAGUGUACUAAACAAAUGUUGUUAUUCCUGAAAUAAAAUAGAAAGGUGUUUUUGCACCAAGGGAUAUACCGCUGCAUUGUAAUGAUAUUUGAAUUCUGGGAAGUGUCUGUAAAUUAAUGGAAGAUGAUUAUUGCUGUUAAUAAUUUUGCAGCUGGUAAUUUCCUCUACCCUCCCAAAUAUUGCAUCAAGCAGCUUAUCAUUCCAGCUAAAUUUAAAUUCUUACCCCCUUAAUUCUACAUUGUCCUAUUUAACUGGAAUAUAUUCUUGCUUGAAGCAGAUGUCAUUUUCAUUUUCCCUUAUAACAAACAUACUAAGGAAGUAUACUCCAGUUUUUAAAUCCAGUUUAAGAAUAUUAUGUAAACUCGUGAUUUUUUUUUUUUUUGUAUGCCGCUCCUCCUCAUCAAUACUUUUCAGCAAGUGUUAUGACCAUUUUUACUUUAUAGUUUCUCAAAAGAUGUACAUGAAAUGUUUUUAUAUUUUAUUUAAAUAACGGUCUUGAUAAAAUGUGCAAGACACUUACAAAAGCAUGCAAGACAGUGAAAAGAAAUGCUACUUAUGUUGGAACUGCAAACCAAAGAAUGUGAGAGUGUACCCUUGGCCAUGCUGGUGGGGCCAAGUGCUUUUUAAAUCCCAUAACAGGGCAUGCAAAUUGUCUGUGGGUGUACUGGCCAUCUAUGAUUCUCUGCAGUACUUUGCUCCAUGGUUAGUAAUUCCCAAAAUGGUAGCCUAUUCAUAUACCCAUGCUACGCAGUCUUCAGGUUCCAUGGCAAUACACAACUUUGCCUAUAUCUGAUCGAUUUAAGUGUAACUUGUAAACCUGUUAGGAACCACUCAUAAAAUGACCCAUUCCAAACUGAGAACAAGUAUGUUUUGUUUUUGUUUUGUUCCCUAGUUUUUUUGUCUUUACUUUUUUUUUUUGUUAAUUUGGUGUUUCAUAUGCUCUAAAUGUAACUUUAUUAAAAUGAUCACAAAGACCUCUGCAGUUUGCACAUUGUUCUGCUUUUAUUAUCACUUGUCUAUAUACUUUAUCACUUCCUGCUUUUAUUAAGUUUGUGGUUUGCAAAUCCUUAUGUCCUUUAUGUCUCACAGAUGUAUUUUUAAAGGGUUACUCCAACCAAAAAAAAAAGUGUUUUAAGAAAACCUACUAGUUUUUAUUAGAGUAACACUUCCUACCUUCCCAUCCUCCCCCCUUUCCCUGGGCCCAGUCCUCCUCCUGCUGAUGUCACUCCCAUUAGUUGCUGUUGGAGUAACAUUGGGGUAUGAUAGAUGUAGGAAGGACAUGGGUUG
Messenger RNA from Pelobates cultripes (western spadefoot toad), 26496 nucleotides. The record is from the annotation of a GenBank genome assembly. NCBI's taxonomy places the organism in Eukaryota, Metazoa, Chordata, Amphibia, Anura, Pelobatidae.